Paramecium octaurelia is the source of this 432-nucleotide messenger RNA. Lineage: Eukaryota; Ciliophora; Oligohymenophorea; Peniculida; Parameciidae. The record is from the annotation of a GenBank genome assembly.
AUGACAGACACAGUUACAUAAAGUAUUCCAAGAAGAGAAAAAACAUGGGCAGAAUUAGCCGAAGAAGAAGAUGAUUAUUUGGAAGAAUUAUAAAAUUAAGUUUAAUUUUUAAAUUAUACUUAGAAUAAAAAUGAAUCAAGUCAAUUAGCGGGAAAAUAAUUAACUAACUUUCAGAAAAGAAUGAUCGAAAGGAUACAAAAAUGUGAUAAACCCAUAGAAGUAGGUCUAUAAUAAGUUCGAGAUACUAUAACGAUGGAAGAAAUUAUUAUUGCAUUUAAAAAAUACAAUAUAAGAGAUUGCUAUUUUAAAAAUGACAAUUGCUUCUUUUAUUUGCCAAAGGAGUAAUCCAUUAAAUUAGUCGAAGAGAGCAAUCUAAGAAUCACUAUAAACGGUAGGAGUAUUUUGAUAGUGAUCCUACCAUUAAAAAUUUGA